AUGCUAGGCAGAACGGUUUUCGGCAGACGAGCGCCACAUUUGCCGAUCUGUUUUGUGCGCACAGUGGUGUUCAACCGCAGGCCCAAGACGCCGCGGUCUUCUGCGGCCAAAAUCGAGGCCCAGCUGACCCAGCAGAUCAAAAAUCUGGAGCAGUUCACUAUGCAGGUCGAAAACACAGUCAAGCAGAACAAGGACACGCAGAUCCAGAGAUCCGCAGCCGACGAGUUCCAGGUGCAUGAGAGCCAGGACGUGGCGGACGAGGAGGCCGAGUUACUGUUCGAGUCGCUGAUGAGCUCGAACGACGCCGAUCCUGCUCUUUCCCUGGGGCCAGGAGACUCGUCUGGCCAGGCCAAAGGACUCUCGAUGUUCCCCGAUGCCGAGCCACACACCCAGCUUCCGCCAGUUAUACGAACGAAACUGGACCCGGAAACCAUCAAGCAUAUCACAGUUUCUGACGGAGCAAACUGGGUUCCUGUGGUGGACCGGUUGCACCAAACCACGGGGCUUUCCGGGUGCACUCCGGUAGACGUUCUGAAACUGCUAACGACAAUUCCACGCUCCCAAAGACCGGCUGUGGUUUCUAAGAUCCACGAGAUGGCUCUUUCUGCGAAGCUGUUGAAAGGAUUACAAUUGUACAACAGUCUGAUGAGCUCUUAUAAUCUUGUGAAAGUCCAGCAAGCACAGCCAAUAAUAGAGAAGAUGUACGCCGAGAUGCUAGACAAGGGAAUCAAGCCCAACCUGAUCACGUACGGAAUCAUGAUCAACCUGUACAGCAAGCUGCUGAACGUGGACAAAGUGCGCGAGUUCAUGGACCUGAUCCGGAGCGACGGCUACGUUGCUACCAAAGAGGUGUACACCACGAUUUUGCAGAUGUACGUGCGGAUGAACAAUUACCGCCAGGUUCUGGACGUGUUCAGCACGAUGAAGUUCCUGUCUCUGGACACUUCGCCGUCCGCGCGCACGUACUCGUCGGUCAUUUUGAUGGACGUGCUGAAUAAUAAUGUUGAGCACGCCUUGACUUUGUACGACGAGAUGGUUGACCGCAAGAUCGAGGUCGAGCCGCAGGCGCUUCUGGCGCUGGCCAAGGGCUGUUCGACCCGUCAGCCGCUCAUCGAGCGCGGCUGGGGGUUCAUCAUCGAGUACUACACCAAAAAGUACCCGAUGGACUCCAAGGUGGUGGAAAUGAUGAUGGUUUUGGCGUACAAGGACUCGGACCUCAACCUGGCACGGGCCCUGUUUGUUGGUCUGUUUGACACGCUGACCAAGGCCGCAAACGCAAUGGUGCCACCGUCGCCCGUCGCGCUGCGGUACCUGUUCAACGCAUACACGUUCUACAACCCGGAUCGAGUUCCUGUGAGUCGGCUGAACCACCAGAUCCGUGACAUUGCCGCGCGCACGCUCGAUAUGUGCGACUUCAGCUUCCACAAGAACGCGCCGCCGUUUCUGCCGACGCUGGAGCUCGCCGACCCGGACCUGGGCGUGGUCGAGGCCCGUGCUAUUUUCGAGUACUUUGUGCUCCACUUCCCGCACAUGAUCUCGCUCGAGGUGCUCGAGGCGUAUCUGUUUGUGCACGCGCUGAAGGGCCAUUCGAUUGACGAGUUCGAGCAACUGUGGGAGCGGCACACGUUCUUCAAGGGACAGACCGUCACCGUUGAGGAGCCCAAGGGAGAGCAGCCAGAACAGUCAGAACAGUCAGAACAGCCAGAACAACUGGAUGAAACGCCUGCAUCCGCCUCGUCAGCCCCGUCGACCAUUGCCGCCCGCCGCGUCCAGAUCAAGUACCCGCGAAACGACCAGCUCUACAACGCCUGCAUGCACGCGGCCCGGAUAAAUAAAGACGUUGCAUUUGCACAGAAAAUCUGGACAGAGCGCGGCCAGUACAGAAAGUCACCCGAAUUCCAGAAACUCAGUCCGCACAAGCAGGACCAGCUCGACUUCAAGUUCGCAAGAGCAAUCGUGUCUGUUUUUGUCGAGACCAACAACCUCACAGACGCGUUCCAAGUGAUUCUCAGCUCUCAAGGUAAAUUCGCCUGGACAUACUACCACCUUAAGAGCGUGGUUGCUCUGGCCGAGAAACUCGACCAGCCACAGACCAAACGAGAACUCCUCCAGGUCGCCUCUCUGGCCGAGAAAAGACAACGUAAGCAUCACUCCAUGUAA
Ogataea philodendri is the source of this 2160-nucleotide messenger RNA. RefSeq lists its product as uncharacterized. Gene Ontology annotation, molecular function: protein binding. Bases 1 to 2160 code for a protein of 719 amino acids. The transcript has a single exon. The record is from RefSeq and is a predicted model, not a curated record. NCBI's taxonomy places the organism in Eukaryota, Fungi, Ascomycota, Pichiomycetes, Pichiales, Pichiaceae.